This is a messenger RNA of Lepisosteus oculatus (spotted gar), 4539 nucleotides long. RefSeq names its product drosha ribonuclease III (gene drosha). Gene Ontology annotation, biological process: rRNA processing; pre-miRNA processing; primary miRNA processing. Gene Ontology annotation, cellular component: microprocessor complex; nucleus. NCBI's taxonomy places the organism in Eukaryota, Metazoa, Chordata, Actinopteri, Semionotiformes, Lepisosteidae. The record is from RefSeq and is a predicted model, not a curated record. Gene Ontology annotation, molecular function: RNA binding; ribonuclease III activity.
CCUGUUGAGAUUAUGGUGCUGAGCUUGAAGCGGCGAUACACAUGUAAAAUGUAGGGUAAUGACCAAACUUUUUAUCUUGCUAGCAACAAUUCUUUUAGGUAAAUCGUUUUAACUCUUCUUGGAGACUGGCGAUCGUUGUCUUUUGUUCUAAACAUUUUAUCGUUAAAGAAUCAAGAUGUCAUUCCAUCUUGGGCGCGGCUGUCCCAGGGGACGAGUCUCCUCCGGUCAGCGGGGGGGAUCGCAGAGCUACCGGCCGCAGAACCUGCGCCAGAUUCCCCCGCAGCAGUCCAUGCCUUCCUUCCAUUACGAGCCGCCGCCGCCGCCUUCGUGCCCCGGAUAUCCCAGUCAGGGCAGCCCAGGCUACAUACCUCCGCGUCCCGAUUUCAUGCCGUACCCCCCGCCGGUGCCCUCCCAGGGUCAGAGUGCGCUGAACCAGUGCCCGGUUCGCCCCCCCUUCCCCAACCCCCCGAUUCGGCAGGGGUUUCCCGGACCCCCGAACUUCCCCCCUCCACCCCUGCCGAACUCGUCCGCCAGCCUGUUGCCCGGACCGGCGGCCUCCGCUCAAGGCUCCUACCACUACAUGAUGCCCUCGGUGCCGCCGCUGCCGCCGCCCCCGCCCCUGCCGCCCCCACACCCCCCUGCGCCCCCCUCCAUGUCGCAGCCCCUGGGCUACCAGCCUCCCUACUCCAUGAGCUACCCCCAGCCCCCGUUCCCGCCGCCCGGCUUCGGCGGCGGCGCGGGCUACGGCCCGGGCUCCGGCUCGUUCAAGGCCGACCAUUUCCGGCACGGCGGCCAGUACAAGCCGGAGAAGCCCCAGAGCGACCGGAGGUCGCCGGAGAGGAGCAGGCGGCACGAGGAGCGCCGGCACAGGGGCUACAGCUACGGCGGCCACGGCGACAGGUACAGGCCGGAAUACGGCGGGGACCGGAGGGACCGGGGGCGGAGCCCGGACAGGCGGAGGCAGGAAGGGAGCCGCCACAGGUCCGAGCACGAGCGAGGCAGGACGCCGCCUCGGCACAGGAGUCGGGAACGUAGCAGGGAUAGGCAUCGGCACAGAGAAAGCAGGAGAUCACCUUCUACUGAAAGGCCACACAGGAAAGACUACAAGAGGCCCAGGAGCUCACGGAGUCGCUCUAGCAGUCGGGACAGGAAGAGAAUGCGCUGGGAAGACGACAGAGAGAGGAGGAUGGAUAGUCAGGCAGGUAACAGAGAGAGGAGCUACUCCUUUAUGAAGAGCAAAGAGCCGGAAGAGACUCCUGCCGAGAGAAUGGAAGAUGAAAAAGAGGAGGAGGAGCUUCUCAAGCCUGCCUGGAUUCGUUGCACUCAUGCUGAGAACUACUACUCCAAUGAUCCAAUGGACCAGGUGGGUGACUCCACUGUCGUUGGAACAAGCAAACUACGUGAUCUCUAUGACCGGUUUGAGGAAGAACUGGUUAAGAGACAAGAGCGUGCAAAGGCAGCAAGACCUGAAUGGGAACCACCAAAAACAAAACUGGAUGAAGAUCUAGAUGAGAGCUCGAGUGAAUCAGACUGUGAAUCAGACGGGGACAGUAGCUGUACUAGUAGCUCUGACUCUGAGGUCUUUGACGUCAUUGCGGAAAUUAAAAGAAAGAAAGCUCAUCCUGACCGCCUGCAUGAGGAGCUUUGGUACAAUGAUGCUGGGCAGAUGAAUGAUGGGCCACUGUGCAAGUGCAGUGCCAAAGCCAGACGCACAGGAAUCCGACAUAGUAUCUACCCUGGGGAAGAGCACGUUAAAGCAUGUCGCCCGAUGACCAACAACUCAGGAAAACUGUUUCACUACAGAAUUACAGUGUCCCCACCUACCAACUUCUUAACCGACAGACCAACUGUGAUUGAAUAUGACGAUCAUGAAUACCUCUUUGAAGGAUUUUCUUUGUUUUCACACACUUCUCUUACCAAUAUUCCGUUAUGCAGAGUGAUCCGUUUUAACAUAGACUACACCAUCCAUUUUAUUGAAGAGAUGGCACCUGAGAAUUACUGUGUGAAAGGUCUGGAGCUGUUUUCUUCAUAUUUGUUUAAAGACAUACUUGAGCUAUAUGACUGGAACCUCAAAGGUCCUGAAAGUGAUACUGAUUCUCCCACCUGUCCAAAAUUUCAUUUCAUGCCCCGUUUUGUGAGAUUUCUUCCAGAUGGGGGUAAAGAGGUGCUGUCAAUGCACCAGGUGCUGUUGUAUCUGCUGAGAAGUAACAAGCCGCUGGUGCCCGAGGAAGAGAUUGCCAACAUGCUGCAGUGGGAGGAACUAGACUGGCAGAAAUACGCAGAAGAGUGCAAAGGAAUGAUUGUUACCAACCCUGGGAUGAAGCCCAGUUCAGUUCGGAUUGACCAGUUGGACCGGGAGCAGUUUAACCCAGACGUUAUCACCUUCCCAAUCAUUGUACACUUUGGGAUAAGACCUGCACAGCUGAGUUAUGCAGGAGAUCCACAGUAUCAGAAAUUGUGGAAGAGCUACGUGAAACUUCGGCAUCUGCUGGCCAACAGUCCCAAAGUCAAGCAAGUUGACAAGCAGAAGCUAACACAAAGAGAGGAAGCUCUUCAGAAGAUCAGACAAAAGAACACUAUGCGCCGUGAGGUGACUGUGGAGCUCAGUAGCCAAGGUUUCUGGAAAACAGGCAUCCGCUCUGAUGUCUGCCAGCAUGCUAUGAUGUUGCCAGUCCUUACACAUCACAUUCGUUACCACCAGUGCCUCAUGCACCUGGACAAGCUGAUAGGAUAUGUGUUCAAAGAACGGUGUCUUUUGCAGUUGGCAAUGACUCACCCUAGUCACCACUUGAAUUUUGGAAUGAACCCAGACCAUGCCAGGAACUCAUUAUCUAACUGUGGUAUCAGACAACCUAAAUACGGAGACAGAAAAGUACACCACAUGUACAUGAGAAAAAAAGGUAUCAACACCUUGAUAAACAUAAUGUCAAGGCUUGGCCAGGAUGAUCCCUCACCUUCAAGAGGAGAAGAUAGAAUGGGUGUUAAGAUCAAGAAAAACGGCAAUGGAGAAAUCAGAAGAUUUCUGAAAAUAAACCAUAACGAGCGCCUGGAGUUUCUUGGUGAUGCAGUUGUUGAGUUUUUAACAAGUGUUCAUCUGUAUUAUUUGUUCCCUAACCUUGAAGAAGGGGGUUUAGCUACAUAUCGAACGGCUAUUGUUCAGAAUCAGCACCUCGCCAUGCUAGCCAAGAAGCUGGAGCUCGAUCGGUUUAUGCUCUAUGCUCAUGGACCAGAUCUGUGUCGGGAAUCGGACUUGCGGCAUGCAAUGGCAAAUUGUUUUGAGGCAUUAAUUGGGGCGGUGUACUUGGAGGGUGGUUUGGAAGAGGCCAAAGAGUUAUUUGGAAGGUUGCUGUUUAACAGUGAGGUAAAACAUGACCUGCGGGAGGUAUGGCUUAAUUAUCCACCACAUCCACUACAAGUUCAAGAGCCAAACACUGAUAGGCAACUCAUUGAAACAUCUCCAGUGUUGCAAAAGCUGACAGAAUUUGAAGAAUCCAUCGGAGUGCUUUUCACACAUGUUCGCCUGUUGGCACGAGCUUUCACCUUGCGUACUGUGGGAUUUAAUCAUCUGACUCUAGGCCACAAUCAGAGGAUGGAGUUCCUGGGAGAUUCAAUCAUGCAAUUGGUAGCCACUGAGUACUUGUUCAUCCAUUUCCCAGACCACCACGAAGGGCACUUAACGUUGCUGCGAAGCUCACUGGUGAAUAACAGGACCCAAGCCAAAGUAGCAGAAGAGCUGGGCAUGCAGGAGUAUGCGAUAACCAACGACAAAACAAAAAGACCUGUAGCUCUCAGAACAAAGACCCUAGCGGAUCUUCUGGAAUCUUUCAUUGCUGCACUUUAUAUAGACAAGGACCUGGAGUACGUCCACACGUUCAUGAAUGUCUGUUUCUUUCCCAGAUUGAAGGAGUUUAUACUAAACCAGGACUGGAAUGACCCUAAAUCCCAGCUACAGCAAUGUUGUCUUACACUCCGGACAGAAGGGAAAGAGCCCGAUAUUCCUUUGUACAAGACUCUGCAGACUGUGGGACCUUCACAUGCUCGAACCUACACUGUUGCCGUGUACUUUAAAGGAGAACGAAUAGGAUGUGGGAAAGGACCAAGCAUUCAGCAAGCUGAAAUGGGAGCUGCAAUGGACGCACUUGAAAAAUAUAACUUUCCCCAGAUGGCUCAUCAGAAGCGCUUCAUUGAGCGGAAGUACAGGCAAGAGCUAAAAGAAAUGAGACGAGAGAGAGAAAGGCAGGAGAAGGAGUCCGAUGAGACAGAGGAGAGCAAGAAGGAAGCGGAGCGCCCUGGAAGUGUCCAUUAAGCUUGCUCCCAUUUCUGAGCUCAUUUCUGGCCAAUCUGAGGAAGAAGGAGAACACAAGUGAUCACGAGCCUGAGGAAGCUAUAAAUAUUGUUUUGUUUCUGUUUUGCGAUAUGUGUCAUUGUUUUAUUGUAUUAAGGUAAUGUGUUUUCUCUGAAGUGUCAUUGCUAUUAGUGUUUUAUUUUUUAAAAAAAUCCAAUUUCAUAAUAAAUAAUGGCAAACGUGGCUUUUAAAUA